CGGGCCUUGAUCGUAGCGGUCACACCCUACAGCGUGGGUACCUGAGCUCGUUUCUGGACGUAGUUGUACUCUUCCGGGGAAAGAUUAAGUCUUCAGAGCCAGUCAGCUUUUUAAAAGAUUUAGUUUUCGUUUUUUCUGAUCUUGCAGUGGGUCUUCCUUGCUUUUUUUUUUCCUGUUCAGUCCCUCCUUGUUCUGUGUGAAGAGAUUAGUGAGUUUAAUUUUGUUCCCGUUGAUCAAAAGCGCUUCAGUGUGAGUGGCUGUUUUUAAUUGGGGCGUUUUAACGGGUGUUAAACUACAAUACAUGGCCCAUAAACCGAGGAACGAUCAUUUGAACUUGUCCCCAUGCAUUUUAACUUGCUAUCAUACAUUUUCUCAGUUGACAUUUGAUGAAGAAAAAUUCAGUCAUUCAGCCUCUGAAGAAGCUUCGGGUUCAGACUCCGGCAGUCAGUCGGAAAGUGAACAGGGUAGUGAUCCUGGAAGUGGACAUGGCAGCGAGUCAAAUAGCAGUUCUGAAUCCUCUGAGAGUCAGUCAGAAUCUGAGAGUGAAUCUGCAGGUUCCAAAUCCCAGCCAGUCCUUCCAGAAGCCAAAGAGAAGCCUGCAUCCAAGAAGGAACGGAUAGCUGACGUGAAGAAGAUGUGGGAAGAAUAUCCUGAUGUUUAUGGGGUUAGGCGAUCAAACCGAAGCAGACAAGAACCAUCACGAUUUAAUAUUAAGGAAGAGGCAAGUAGCGGGUCUGAGAGUGGGAGCCCAAAAAGAAGAGGCCAGAGGCAGCUGAAAAAACAAGAAAAAUGGAAACGGGAACCCUCAGAAGAUGAACAGGAGCAAGGCACCAGUGCAGAGAGUGAACCAGAGCAAAAGAAAGUAAAAGCUAAACGACCUGUCCCCAGAAGAACAGUGCCCAAAUCUCAAGUCAAAAAACAACCGAAGACUCAGCGUGGAAAAAGAAAAAAGCAGGAGUCCUCUGAUGAUGAGGAGGACGAUGAUGAAGCUCCCAAAAGGCAGACUCGUCGAAGAGCUGCUAAAAACGUGAGUUACAAAGAAGAUGAUGACUUUGAGACUGAUUCAGAUGACCUCAUUGAAAUGACCGGAGAAGGAGUUGAUGAACAGCAAGAUAAUAGUGAAACUAUUGAGAAAGUCUUAGAUUCAAGAAUGGGAAAGAAAGGAGCUACUGGAGCUUGUACUACUGUAUAUGCUGUUGAAGCUAAUGGAGAUCCUAGUGGUAACCUUGACACUGAGAAGGAUGAAAGCGAAAUCCAGUACCUCAUCAAGUGGAAGGGUUGGUCUUAUAUCCACAGCACCUGGGAGAGUGAAGAAUCCUUACAGCAACAGAAAGUGAAGGGCCUCAAGAAACUAGAGAAUUUCAAGAAAAAAGAGGAUGAAAUCAAACAAUGGUUAGGGAAAGUUUCUCCUGAAGAUGUUGAAUAUUUCAAUUGCCAACAGGAGCUAGCAUCAGAGUUGAAUAAACAGUAUCAGAUAGUAGAAAGAGUAAUAGCUAUGAAGACAAGUAAAUCUACAUUGGGUCAAACGGAUUUUCCAGCUCACAGUCGGAAGCCAGCACCUUCAAAUGAGCCUGAAUAUUUAUGCAAGUGGAUGGGACUACCCUAUUCAGAAUGUAGCUGGGAAGAUGAAGCCCUGAUUGGAAAGAAGUUCCAGAACUGCAUUGACAGCUUUCAUAGUCGGAACAACUCAAAAACUAUCCCAACAAGAGAAUGCAAGGCACUGAAGCAAAGACCACGAUUUGUAGCUUUAAAGAAACAACCAGCAUAUUUAGGAGGGGAAAAUUUGGAGCUCCGAGAUUAUCAGCUAGAGGGUCUCAACUGGCUUGCUCAUUCCUGGUGCAAAAGUAACAGUGUAAUUCUUGCUGAUGAAAUGGGCCUAGGAAAGACCAUACAGACCAUAUCAUUCCUCUCCUACCUGUUCCACCAGCACCAGCUGUAUGGACCCUUCCUCAUCGUCGUCCCUCUAUCCACCCUCACUUCAUGGCAGAGGGAAUUUGAAAUUUGGGCACCGGAGAUUAAUGUAGUGGUUUACAUAGGUGACCUGAUGAGCAGAAAUACGAUAAGGGAAUAUGAAUGGAUUCAUUCUCAAACCAAAAGGCUGAAGUUCAAUGCACUUAUAACAACAUACGAAAUCCUUCUAAAAGAUAAGACUGUGCUGGGCAGUAUUAACUGGGCCUUUCUGGGAGUGGAUGAAGCGCAUCGCUUGAAGAAUGAUGACUCUUUACUGUAUAAAACUCUGAUCGAUUUCAAGUCCAACCAUAGGCUCCUGAUCACUGGCACUCCUCUUCAGAAUUCCCUCAAGGAACUCUGGUCCUUGCUGCACUUUAUCAUGCCAGAGAAGUUUGAGUUCUGGGAAGAUUUUGAAGAAGACCAUGGAAAAGGGAGGGAGAAUGGCUAUCAGAGUCUUCAUAAGGUGCUAGAGCCUUUCCUUCUUCGGAGAGUCAAAAAAGAUGUGGAGAAGUCCCUUCCUGCCAAAGUGGAGCAAAUUCUCAGGGUGGAGAUGUCUGCUCUUCAGAAACAGUAUUAUAAAUGGAUCCUGACCAGGAAUUACAAGGCUCUUGCCAAAGGAACACGAGGCAGCACAUCUGGCUUCCUUAAUAUUGUGAUGGAACUAAAAAAGUGCUGUAACCACUGCUAUCUGAUUAAACCUCCUGAAGAAAAUGAAAGGGAAAAUGGUCAGGAGAUUCUUCUGUCCCUAAUCAGGAGCAGUGGGAAGCUGAUUCUGUUAGACAAGCUGUUGACGAGACUCCGAGAAAGGGGGAACAGAGUCCUUAUCUUCUCUCAGAUGGUGAGAAUGUUGGAUAUCCUAGCUGAGUACCUGACUAUUAAACACUAUCCUUUCCAGCGCCUGGAUGGUUCUAUCAAGGGAGAAAUCCGAAAACAGGCAUUGGAUCACUUUAAUGCAGAUGGGUCUGAGGACUUCUGUUUCCUGCUCUCCACAAGGGCUGGUGGCCUGGGAAUCAAUUUGGCUUCAGCGGACACAGUCGUCAUCUUUGACUCUGACUGGAACCCCCAGAACGACUUGCAGGCACAAGCCCGAGCCCAUAGAAUUGGUCAGAAGAAGCAGGUGAACAUUUACCGAUUGGUUACAAAGGGGACUGUGGAAGAGGAGAUCAUAGAACGGGCCAAAAAGAAGAUGGUGUUGGACCAUCUGGUGAUUCAGCGCAUGGAUACCACUGGCAGGACAGUCUUGGAAAACAACUCAGGAAGAUCCAACUCAAAUCCUUUUAAUAAAGAAGAACUAACUGCUAUCUUGAAAUUUGGAGCAGAGGAUCUUUUCAAAGAAAUUGAAGGAGAGGAGUCAGAGCCUCAGGAAAUGGAUAUAGAUGAAAUUCUGCGCUUAGCUGAAACCAGAGAGAAUGAAGUAUCAACUAGUGCUACAGAUGAGCUACUGUCACAGUUUAAGGUUGCCAACUUUGCAACAAUGGAAGAUGAAGAAGAACUUGAAGAGCGUCCUCAUAAGGACUGGGAUGAAAUCAUUCCAGAAGAGCAAAGGAAAAAAGUAGAGGAGGAAGAGCGUCAGAAGGAGCUAGAAGAAAUUUAUAUGUUGCCUCGAAUUCGUAGUUCCACUAAAAAGGCUCAAACAAAUGACAGUGAUUCUGACACUGAGUCUAAGAGGCAGGCCCAGAGAUCGUCUGCUUCCGAGAGUGAGACAGAUGACUCUGAUGAUGAUAAGAAGCCAAAGCGCAGAGGGCGUCCACGCAGUGUGCGAAAAGACCUUGUGGAGGGCUUUACUGAUGCUGAGAUCCGAAGGUUCAUCAAGGCUUAUAAGAAGUUUGGUCUUCCUCUUGAAAGGCUAGAGUGCAUAGCACGGGAUGCUGAACUGGUGGAUAAGUCUGUGGCAGACCUGAAACGCCUGGGUGAAUUGAUUCAUAAUAGCUGCGUGUCAGCAAUGCAGGAAUAUGAGGAACAGCUGAAGGAAAAUGCCAGCGAAGGGAAAGGACCAGGGAAAAGAAGAGGCCCAACAAUCAAGAUCUCUGGAGUUCAGGUUAAUGUAAAGUCCAUUAUCCAACAUGAAGAAGAGUUUGAGAUGCUCCAUAAAUCUAUCCCUGUAGACCCUGAGGAAAAAAAGAAGUAUUGCUUAACCUGUCGGGUCAAAGCUGCACAUUUUGAUGUCGAGUGGGGAGUGGAGGAUGAUUCUCGCCUGCUGCUGGGAAUUUAUGAACAUGGCUAUGGAAACUGGGAGCUAAUUAAAACAGAUCCAGAGCUGAAACUAACUGACAAAAUUCUGCCUGUGGAGACCGAUAAAAAGCCUCAGGGGAAGCAGCUGCAGACCCGAGUGGACUACUUGCUGAAGCUGCUCAGGAAAGGUCUGGAGAAGAAAGGCACUGUGACAAGUGGGGAAGAGACCAAAUUAAAGAAGCGGAAGCCUCGAGUAAAGAAGGAAAACAAAGCACCGAGGCUGAAAGAUGAGCAUGGACUUGAGCUUUCAUCUCCUAGACAUUCAGACAACCCAUCUGAAGAGGGAGAAGUAAAGGACGAUAGCUUAGAAAAAAGUCCAAUGAAAAAAAAGCAGAAGAAGAAAGAGAACAAGGAGAACAAGGAGAAACAAAUGAGUUCUCGUAAAGACAAGGAAGGAGACAAAGAGAAGAAGAAGUCAAAGGAUAAAAAGGAGAAGGCUAAAGGUGGUGAUGCCAAAUCUUCGAGUAAAUCAAAGCGAUCUCAGGGUCCUGUCCAUAUUACAGCAGGAAGCGAACCUGUCCCUAUUGGGGAGGAUGAGGAUGAUGAUCUGGACCAGGAAACCUUCAGCAUUUGUAAGGAAAGGAUGAGGCCUGUGAAAAAGGCACUGAAACAGUUGGACAAACCUGACAAGGGACUAAAUGUGCAAGAACAGCUGGAACACACCCGGAACUGCCUGCUUAAAAUUGGAGACCGAAUAGCCGAGUGCCUUAAAGCUUACUCAGACCAGGAGCAUAUCAAGCUGUGGAGGAGGAACCUGUGGAUUUUUGUUUCCAAGUUUACAGAAUUUGAUGCUCGAAAACUACAUAAGUUAUACAAGAUGGCUCAUAAGAAAAGAUCUCAAGAAGAGGAGGAGCAAAAGAAGAAAGAUGAUAUGGUUGGUGGUAAGAAACUGUUUCGACCAGAGGCUUCAGGCUCAAGCCGGGAUUCUCUGAUAUCUCAGUCCCAUACCUCACACAACCUUCAUCCUCAGAAGCCUCAUUUGCCUGCCUCCCAUGGCCCACAGAUGCAUGGACAUCCAAGAGAUAACUACAAUCACCCCAACAAGAGACACUUUAGUAAUGCAGAUCGAGGAGACUGGCAGAGGGAAAGGAAGUUCAACUAUGGCGGUGGCAACAAUCCUCCAUGGGGCAGUGACCGACACCAUCAGUAUGAACAACACUGGUACAAGGACCACCAUUAUGGUGACCGACGACAUAUGGAUGCCCACCGUUCUGGAAGCUAUCGACCCAAUAACAUGUCCAGAAAGAGACCUUAUGAUCAGUACAGCAGCGACCGAGAUCAUCGGGGACACAGAGAUUAUUAUGACAGGCACCAUCAUGACUCCAAGCGGAGGAGAUCAGAUGAUUUUAGGCCUCAGAAUUACCACCAGCAGGAUUUCCGACGAAUGUCUGAUCACCGGCCCCCUAUGGGUUACCAUGGCCAGGGACCCUCAGACCAUUACCGCUCUUUCCACACAGACAAAUUGGGGGAAUAUAAGCAGCCCUUGCCCCCAUUGCACCCUGCAGUUUCAGAUCCUCGCUCACCCCCUUCUCAGAAAUCUCCCCACGAUUCCAAGUCACCCUUGGAUCACAGGUCUCCUUUGGAGAGAUCACUAGAACAGAAAAACAACCCAGAUUAUAACUGGAAUGUUCGGAAAACAUAAAGAACAGCUCUGAAAGGGGAGAGAGCGCAGGAGUCAUCAAGCACUUGGACAUUUUUGGUCUGGUCUAGCAGUGGCCAGUGAUCUGGGCCGGUGAGUGGAAUUUCUGAAUUUGCUGCUGCCAUCAACUCAGCAGCUGAAGGAGCACUUCACGGAGUGGGAGGCCUUCGUCAGCUGCUUUGGUUUGGUCUCCACUCCUGCACUUUGGCACCCCAUCCUAUCCCAGCCUGUUGUGGCCUCCUACCUCCAUGGGUGCUAGGAGGAAGAGGUGACUUUGUGUACCAGCUUCGUUGGUCUUCUUCCCCUGUGAAGGAAUCGGAUCUUGAGAGUCAUGAAUGUUUCAUUCAGCAUGAGUGGUCAGGCCAAGGAACUGGUGCAUGACGGCUGCCGGGACCUGCUGGACAGUGUGUGAUUGGUUCGCUAUGACAUGAUGGAUGCUGCUGAUGGGGAGUGGGGACAAGAGAGUAGGAUCUCACAUUGCAGGACUUGAAGGGGAGCAAGUGUAUCCCUCAGAUGUGUACUUGGGAGAAAUGAUACAUUUGGUCUCAUAUGAGGCCUAUAGGGUGGGAGUGGGUUGGGGAUAAAGAGACCAGGAAACAACUUCCACCAUGGCCUUCUCUGCCAACACUACUUUUUCCAUACUAUCUUUGUACAUUUCAAAGAUCUGGUCUUCUGAGUGGAGUCCCUUUUCCCUCUGUGUCAGGGAAAGUUGGGUCCCUCUGGCUGACUUUAGAAUACUGUGACUUGGGCAACAUUGGUGUCAGCGUGGGCCUUACUUGACUGGGGAGUGAACUGAGUGGGUCUAGGGGUGGGGUAGGGAGGUAAUGUGACCAGGAGACAGGAAUCCCUGGUGGCUUUCUGAUUCCUGUGGUGAGAAGGAAAGCUGUAGAUCCUAGAGAAGGAAGCAGAGGUGGCUUACUGGUGAGAUGGCUGCCCAGUGGUGGGGUAUUCAUGCUGGUUGGGAGUAGGUUUCCUAAUGUGGGCUUUGGUAGUGCCAGCAAGCAGGGGAGCUUUCAGUAUUGGAGUAGGUCAGUGUCUGCAGCUGUAUCUUGGUUCUUUUGCACAGCUUAGAAUCAUAUACCUGACAUUCAUGAUGCGGUCAGGUGAUUACAUUUCCUGAGGUGAUUACAUUUCCACCGCUGGUUGGAGAUCAUUAGAACUGAACCCCAUUUGUUUCAGAGUAUGAUCUGUAAAGCAUAAACCUAAGUUAAUUUUUAACAGAAAUCAGAAACAUCCACAGCUGGGGUGGCUGAACUAUAGAUGGCAGGUGUCCUGCUAGAGUAGAUGGAGUCAGGCUGGAGAGCUGAUAGGUUCUGUCAGUAGCUGGGCUCCCAUCAGUGUACUGAUUCAGGGCCUUAGGUUUUACUCACUUUCAUUACAGCUUGCCAGUAUUGUUAGAGUACCCAAAACCUUUCUAGGCGACAAAAAUUUGACUUGAACAUACAGCAUGGUGUGCCUCUAAGUGUCUAGGCUCAUUCAGAGUUGAUGAAAAGCCUUGUGAUGGGCAUAUGCGGGUUCAGCUCCAAGAACUCACUUGUCUGGCCUCAUCCUGGGCAGUACCGUUCAUGACUUUCCUAAGACAUGCUUGAUUGUAUCCCUGAGUGAAACAGAUGUGUCCAUGCAUGGCUAUGGUGGGCCAUUGCUUCUGCUACCUGGAGCACCUCAGGCCUGUCUGGUGCUGAGUCAGUGCCAGCAGCUUGUGCUAGGAGCUCAGCAGACCAUCGCCUUUGUAACUCCUCACAGCACCUGGGCUGCUCACCCUGGCUGUGUACAUGCAUGCCCUGCAGCAGAGCCCAGUGACUGCAUGGAAGUCCCCUCUUCCCCUGUGGUGGCCUGCCGUGACUGCUGAAAUGAAUGCAGGAAGUCAGGUUCACUUUGGCCCGGUAGUGAAAAGUAAACCACAGGUGGAGCAUCUUGCUCCAUUACAUUGACACUAAUCUGACUGGUGUGCUAGGAAUCGGGGCCAGGAAGGGGAUGCACUCCUGUAGAAGGUGGAGGCCUUGCCUUUCUAUACUCAACUAGGUUUUUCUCUUAACUUGUUGGUAGAAGUUGUAAGUUAUUCCCAAGGAUGUCUCAUCAUGAGGAAAAAGGACCUUCCUUUUGUUUACAUUCAGGACUUUGGUGCCAUAAGAUGUAGCAAAAGGCAAUAUUGGCCAGAUCAGUGUUACAUUGAUUCUAAGAUUACAGUAUCCCCCAUCAAGCAUCUGUUUUAGGUGUUAAAGGAUAUUUGAAGAGUAGGUUGGGAGAAAGGCAUUUCCUCGUUGACUUAAAUCAGUAUAAGUAUCAUAUACUUAAAACAGAAGUUUGCACAGGUAGAAAUCUCUCAUUUGUGACUGAGAGAAGCUGCCCAAGAGUCUCCAGAUGUUACUCCAUGGAGCCUGGCUUUGGAUGGUUGAGGAAGGAGGGACAGUUAGCAUUGGCAAGCCCCAAAUUAAACAAGGAUGGCAGUGAUGCACCAUGACCCUAGGGAAGGAAGGUGAAGCCCCUGCUGAUUACUGUGUCCUCAGAGUUGGCCAGGCCCUCUGGAGCCCGAUCUGAUGGCCCUUGCUUGCCCCUCUGUGUAGUCAUUCCUUAAACCCCACAAAGGGAAGCUGAAUAUUUCUCACUGAGCUGCUGACAUUCUGACCCGGUGUGUCUGGAAGUUGUAUCAGGCCCGCUGGUACAAAGGUGAUUCACUUAGGAGUUCACACACAGCGACGCUGAAAU
Nannospalax galili (Upper Galilee mountains blind mole rat) is the source of this 8527-nucleotide messenger RNA. RefSeq names its product chromodomain helicase DNA binding protein 2 (gene Chd2). The coding region runs from base 302 to 5824 and encodes 1840 amino acids. Gene Ontology annotation, biological process: regulation of transcription by RNA polymerase II; nucleosome organization. The transcript is spliced from 38 exons. Gene Ontology annotation, molecular function: ATP binding; ATP-dependent chromatin remodeler activity; ATP hydrolysis activity. The record is from RefSeq and is a predicted model, not a curated record. Lineage: Eukaryota; Metazoa; Chordata; Mammalia; Rodentia; Spalacidae. Gene Ontology annotation, cellular component: nucleus; chromatin.